AUUGAGAAGAACCCCUUCAGGACAGCAGAGGGAGCCUGUGGAGGGACGGAGAACACAAAGCAUUUAGGGCUGGGGAAUUCCUACAUGGCUUAUAUGGAGUGCUGAGGAGGUGGGUUACGAUCCCUCCCCCUUCUCCUAUAAAUCAGAUCCAGGGCUGAAUGAAAGAAAGCACAUUAACUCCGUUUUACUCUCUUGGAGCUCUUUAAAAGUUCUUCAUAAGUGGACAGCAUGAAUUCAGCUUUACUGUUGACUUUGCUUCUACCAGUUGCAGUUGUUUCCCAUGUACUGGACCUGCCGUCUGAAGUUCUGUUCAAAGUGGGCGACAGGAGAGAGUUGACUUGCAGCGUAUCAUCUUGCCCAGAGAAGGUGAAGUUUGUUUGGACCUCAUUAGAAGACAGACCGAUAUUCGCUGCUAUUGAUUCACAGGACAGAGAAUCUGUGCUGGUCUUUGACAACGUGAUGAAGAAUCACGAAAACACCAUAGUGUGCAAAGCAACCUGUGAAAAGGAGACAAAACAGGCGACAACAAAGAUUAAAGUUUAUUCUUUUCCAAGAAACCCAGUUAUAUCCGGAUAUGAUAGCUUGAAACUGGGCGAGGAAAAUGUCUUGGGCUGUGAAGUGUCUUCUAUACACCCUUCAGAGUUCCUUAAAGUGCAGUGGCUCUAUGAAGACAAAGUUCUUCAGACUGAUGAGGGAGAACCUGAGAGAGAUGCAUUUUCAGUUCAUUACAUAUUCACGCCUUCAAGUGAGGAUGAUGGGAAGGCGAUAACAUGCAGAGCAUCACUCGAUGUGUAUGGUAUACCACCUGAUGAGAUGACCAAGGAGACGUCUGCACACAUGACAGUUCUCUCUGCACCGCAUAACGUUAAAGUAUCUGGAGUGACUGUUGUCCCACUGGGAUCCAGUUUAACUUUGACCUGUGAGGCCGAGGGCAAGCCAAAGCCUGCGUUUACAUGGACGGCUCUUAUACCAGGUGGCCAGUCUGUGGAAAUGGGAAAACAUCAUGAUCUCCUCGUACAUAACGUGUCCUUAUCAGAUGCUGGUACUUACCAGUGUGAUGUUAGAAAUGACUUUGGAAGCCAAAGGGCCAGCGUUUCAGUAGUCGUUCAAGCACCUCCUAUGGAUACUCUCAUUGUAGCAAGUCCACAAUCCAUUCUGAAGGAAGGAGACUCUGUGAGCUUUUCCUGCAAGUCCAGCGGAGUUCCAGUGACACACGUGGUGCUCAGCAGGAGGGUGAAUGGUGUAAAAACAGAGCUAAUGUCUAGUGAAGGGGCUGAAACAUCAGUUGCCCUCCUCUCCGUCAAGCUGGGUGACUCUGGCAUGUUUGUGUGUGAGGCUUUCAAUGAGUAUGGCAGGCAGGAGACCACUCUCAAUCUAACUGUUGAAGCUCAUUUGCUAGAAGUGGCGCUACAACCGGACGGUGAGGUCAUGUCGGAGAGAGGCUCCAGCCUGGUCCUCUCCUGUCAGGCUUCAGGUUGCCCUCAACCCGAGUUCUCCUGGAAGAAUCUUUCAAAUAUGCCGAUCCUCAGGCGGCUUAAGACAGAUGGCUUCCAGUCCCAGCUGUUUUUCGAUCUAGUAGAGUUGGAAGACGAGGGAACUUACCUUUGUGAGGUCACAUGUGGCUCAAUCAAGAAGUCCAAACUAACAGAAGUGAAGGUGUUUUCAUUUCCAAGUCCUGUCGUAAAAAACUCUGGACCUUCUCUGGUGGGAGAGAUAAUGAAAUUGACCUGCACUGUUCAGGAAGUUUUCCCGGCCAACCUUUUCCAAAUCCUGUGGAUGGAUGGAGAGAGAGAAAUGCAUUCGGAAACUGGAUCAUUUUCAAGUGGUACAACAAAUCUGACUUCAGUGUAUUCUUACUACGUAGACACUGAAGACCAAGACAAACACAUCACCUGCAAAGUUUUGCUGGAAAUGCAUGGUGUGCCAGCUGCUCAAUCAGUAAAGACAGCAUCUACUACAUUGUCCAUUCACUAUCCCCCGAGAGUGACCAGGAUUACUGUGAGCCCACUGACAGAGUUAAAGGAAGGAGAAUCCGUAAGCAUUUCUUGCCUUUCCGACAGCUUUCCAGUGGGGCGUACAGUGCUGAGCAGGGUGGAGGACGGCAUACAAACAGAGCUAAUGGCCAAUGAUGGGCUUGAAACAUUGUUUACCAUCCUUUCAGUCGAGUUGGAUGACUCUGGCAUCUAUAUUUGUGAAACUUCUAACAUGUAUGGAAGCCACAAUGAUAGUGUGGAGAUUACCAUUAAAGCACCACCCAGGAAUAUGACAGUGGAGAUCUUUCCAUCCACGGAUGUUCAGGAGGGGCAGAAUAUCACCAUCUGUUGUCGCUCCGUGAGCUUCCCUCCACCUGCGGUGGUCCUCAGUAAGCUGGAUAGUGAGAAAAAUGUCUACUCUCUUGAUGGUGUAUUCCUACUGAUCAACCUCACACCCAACGACACAGGCCUAUACCAGGUCAACGUCACCAACUAUCUGGGCUACGAGACAGAGAUUUUUAACAUCAAUGUGAUGGAGAAAAUAGUCAACCCUCCAUUAGGCUGGAAUGAUUUUUUUUUGGUGGAUUGA
Molecule: messenger RNA, 2562 nt
Organism: Sinocyclocheilus rhinocerous
Lineage: Eukaryota; Metazoa; Chordata; Actinopteri; Cypriniformes; Cyprinidae
Product: vascular cell adhesion protein 1
Exons: 10
Coding region: 229-2562 (777 amino acids)
Biological process (GO): cell-cell adhesion
Cellular component (GO): membrane; neuron projection
Source: RefSeq, a predicted model, not a curated record